GUUGCCUUGCAUGUUGCGGUUCUUUCGGUUGCGUAGGUAUACUUCUUCAGUAAUUUUGUUUAGUGGAAUUUGAUAGUUCGUUUCUUGAAACCAGAAAAGUGUUAAGAUUUGAUGGUCGGUUGGAUUGGAAUGUUUGUAUGACAAGAAUCAAGCAAUUGAAACAACGAAAAUGACAUCGAAAUUGGUGCAAAUGCAAGCUCGAUUUCAACAAAAGCAAAUGCAAGAGAAAGAGGAAAAACUUUUGAAACUUUACGAAAAUCAACAGCAAAGGGCCUUCGAAAAGGUCGGUCGCGGAAGUGCCGGAAGCAACAGCAGCGUUGGUUCUACAGGAGGUGGAAAAGUCAGACAAAUGUUCGACGAACGUCGCCAAAGGGCAGGAGUAGAUAAAAGUUACCCUUUAGAGCCUCUAAAAUCGAAAACUGCUGGAAUUACGAAUACAAGCCGCACUACUGUUGCUAAAUCUACAGUGAGAAAGACUAGUACUCAAAAGGCAAACCUCAGUAAAACUAGCCAUGAAGAAGGUGGUCAAGUCAAAAGUUAUGACACGAUUGAUAGUGAAAAUAAUCUAAUUGAAAUGCUUAGUAAUCAUAAUUUGAAUGAUUUGGAUAGUGAGGAACUGCCAGAAAUAAACUUCAACGGGAAUCGUCAUUCCACUGGAAAACUUGCCAAUGUGGGCGGAAAACUUCCAAGUCAAAAAAUAGAUACCAAACUUAAUGGGGCAAAAACCGAAUCCAAGGUUGUCUCAAAAAAACCCAUUGCCAAACCUACCGCCUCCCCUCCAAGAUCGAGUUCUUCUGUGUCUUCGGCGUCCAGUCAAUCUUCGAAAAAUUCCCAAUAUAAAACUGACAGCUACACUAUGUCAAGACAAACUCCUCCAGCGCCUCGGGCACCAAGUAAUCAACGUCCGUCUGCGAAGCAAUCGGGCGUCACUUCGCCAGUAGUAAGAGACGAUUUAGCUUCUUGCAGAUUUUGUGGCAGAAGAUUUGCCACAGACCGAUUGGGCGUUCACGAGGAUAUUUGCGGUAAAACAGGAAAAAAGAAGAGGAAACCUUACGAUACUACCACGCACAGGGUGCUAGGCACUGAACUGGAAGCCUAUGUGAAGACAGGCAAGAAAGCAUCUAAAGCUGUAUCCAGCAAGACAAAAAAGAUGUCGGCUCCUAAUAGCAACUGGAGAAGAACUCACGAGGAAUUUAUAGCGGCGAUUCGGGCGGCCAAACAAGCCCAAGCUCACGUUGCCAAAGGUGGUAAAUUGUCCGAUCUUCCUCCGCCGCCGCCGUCCACUAAUCCGGAUUACGUACAGUGUCCUCAUUGCGGUAGAAGAUUUAACGAAUCAGCAGCCCAAAGGCACAUACCGAAGUGUGCCAGCUAUGACUUCAACAAACCAAAGCCCAAAGCAAGAAAAUAAAAUUCAAAAGGACUUUCGAAAAAAAAAAGCUUAUUCGAGUUGAAGCGACUUAAAUAUAAAAAUGAUCCCGAUCUUAUUAACUUAACAAAGCUUUGAAGUGCCUUUAAAUAUUUUUGUAAAUAAUAAUAUACCUAUUUACAUUUUUUUUUUUUUAAACGAAAAGUGGUUGUGAAAUUUUAAUAUUAGGAAAUAAGUGAGUGGAUGAAAGGUUCUAGCUGGUAUAAGGAUAGAUAUUUUCAAGAUUAGGAAUAUUAGAUAGGUUAAGAUAUGCAAAACACGUCAAUAAUAAACAAGACAAUAUUGUUAAACAUAUCAAUGGAUAGGACUUUUUGAUCACAAGCACUUAUGACUGCGGUUUAUUUGGUGAACAAAAUCACAGUUUCUUGAGAUAAACAAUGGAAAAUUCAGCAAUCAGGAGGAAGAAUUUCCCAUCACGGGUAACUAUGACAUGACUGACAAGUGACAUCAGAAACUACCUUAUAUACAAGGUGUCCAGCAAUUAGGCAAUUCAAACCACGUGACUUUCAAGAUGGCGUAGCGGCCACACAUGGGCCAAGAAACACAAAAAAAAUAUUUAGAUUCUGCCCGAUUUAUUAGUUUAGGUACCUAGUCAACAAAUAUUUUAUUAAAUAAUCCAAAUCAAAGUUGCAAGCAAAACUCUAAACAAAAUAAUUUGGAAAUGCGCAUAAAAACACAUUCAAAACAAACUUGCUUAGCCGCCACGUCAUAUUGAAUUUUCCUAUCUGACAGAUGGAUUGAAUUGCCUAAUGGACAAUCACCGAACCGAUGAACAGGCUGGGUUUUGUCAUUGUUUUGGUUCUUCUGACCAUAUUCUCGAAUGUAAUACCACAAGAGGUUUCGGGAUUACCGGAUAAUACUUUUACCUGUCACGAAACGUCACGAAACGCCACGAAACACCACUCCUCCUUCGGAGUCGUGGUGUUGCUGCGUAACGCGUUGAGUGUCAGGUGAAAGUAUUAGGUAAUCCUGGAACAUCGAGUGGUAUUCAAAAGGUUAUACAACGAACUAAACUUUAAUACUUUAAAAUUAAAAAAAAAAAAUCUAUAAUGGAAUUUGCCAUAAAUGCCACCAAGCGCGAUAAUCCCAAAAGGCUUAUCACUUGAAUAAUGUACAGUGAGUUGUAUAAUCAGCAUAAGUAUUCUCGCAGAAAAAAUCAACGAAUGCGUCUCAUUUUCGUGAACUUUGAGAAGGCAUUCAAUGGUAUAUUGAACUUUGAGACUCACAAUACAGACACCUUACAUUCAUAACAUCUACAGAAAUAUCACAUUGACAGUUAGUAACUACAAGUAGAAACGAUCAUGCUAUUUUAAUCAGGAGAAGAGUCAAACCGGAAACUUUUUAUGCUGGCUUAACAUCAUCUAGUGGCGUCUGUUGGCGAACACAUCUGAAGUAAUGGACUGGAAAAUGAAUAUUGCAAAAACAGAUAUGCUACGAAUAAGAUCGAACCAUUGAAAACAUUUCCCUGGAAAGAGUAUAGAUACAAAACCAAUCAGACAAGGCAGAUUCCUGAAGAAUCAUUGUCACUGUGCACUGUCACAUUAAGCCAUUUAUAAAGAUAAAUGUUGACAAACCAUCUAAGACUCAGAGGGCCAUGAAGCAGCAUAAUGCUGGAUAUAAGACUCCAACAAAAAGAGAAACCGAGAAACUCACGAGAACUAGAUUGGAGGACUAGGGUUCUGCAACACACUUUGCAAGACAAAUAGACUACAGUUGAAACUCAGAUUCGAGAUCGAGAUUUGAAGAUCAAGAGGUAGAAGCAGUAUUACAAUGACUAUGGAGACAAGUACCUCAAAAUAAAGUUCGCUGGGUUAGAGUUGGGAGAGGAUGUUUACCGCAUGAUCUCUGAUAUUGAAAGUAAAAUGAAGUCCAGGAGUUUAUUCAACCUAUUGUUGCUUGUCCCUGUUCUUCUGUUUAUCUUUGUUGUGCUCGAUUUAUUUGCAAUGACGAAUGAGAAUGACGAAACGUCUGCCUCAGAAGUGCUAGUGCUCUUUAAGUCGAGAAUUGAUGCACUGAUUUGAAUUGAAGACUGCGGAUUUAUCAAUAUUCAUAAAUAAUCUCUCCAUAAAAAAAAAAUAACUUUGCUUUCAUUAGAGUAUUCCUGAUGUACCUACCUAUAAUAAUUAAUUGUGUUUUUGUUAUCCUAAUUUAAAUAAUAAUAAAAAAAUAUUUUCCAUA
This is a messenger RNA of Ceutorhynchus assimilis (cabbage seed weevil), 3604 nucleotides long. The record is from the annotation of a GenBank genome assembly. NCBI's taxonomy places the organism in Eukaryota, Metazoa, Arthropoda, Insecta, Coleoptera, Curculionidae.